Molecule: messenger RNA, 1489 nt
Organism: Ziziphus jujuba (common jujube)
Lineage: Eukaryota; Viridiplantae; Streptophyta; Magnoliopsida; Rosales; Rhamnaceae
Product: mitochondrial import inner membrane translocase subunit TIM17-2
Exons: 2
Coding region: 151-828 (225 amino acids)
Biological process (GO): protein import into mitochondrial matrix
Cellular component (GO): mitochondrial inner membrane; TIM23 mitochondrial import inner membrane translocase complex
Molecular function (GO): transmembrane protein transporter activity
Source: RefSeq, a predicted model, not a curated record
ACCCUUUGUCCCUGUGCCUUGAAAUGUUGUUCCAAAAACGUUAAGCUUCCGUCUCCACACUGCGUGCCUCUUUACAGCCGCUCUUUUCGUUUCUAAGGAAAAAAAAGAAAAAAAAAGAAAAGAAAUUCAGAGCUGUGGGUGAGAAUUCGCAUGGGAACUCCGGAGGCUACGCGAGAACCCUGUCCCGAUCGUAUUCUUGACGACAUCGGCGGUGCUUUUGCUAUGGGGGCCGUCGGCAGCUCCGCUUUUUACUUUCUCAAAGGUCUCCGCAACUCCCCCAGUGGUGCUCGGUUCCCUGGCGCCUGCCAAGCCGUCAGGAUGAACUCCCCUCGUGUCGGCGGCGGCUUCGCCGUCUGGGGCGGCUUGUUCUCCACUUUCGAUUGCGGCUUGGUUUACCUCCGCCAAAAGGAGGAUCCUUGGAACUCCAUCAUGGCCGGCGCCGCCACCGGCGGCUUGCUCCAGAUGCGUCAGGGUCUCCCCUCAGCGGCUCGUUCGGCUGCUGUUGGUGGUGUACUGUUGGCUUUGAUCGAAGGUGCUGGAAUCAUGAUCAACAAGUUCGCUGAACAAAAUCAACGGGUUAUUCUUGAAGAGCCGCCGCCCAAUCUGCCCGCCUUGCCUGGGUAUCCGAGCCAGCUGCCGGGGCAGCCAGGUCCUGAAGUGGCGUUGUCAACUGGGUCUUCUUCCGAUUCGGGUUCCGAUUCGUGGGUUGGUGGGUGGUUCGGUGGUGGAAAGAAGAAAGAGUCUCAAGUACCGUCGAGUAGUGGAAGCGAAACCAAGGUUUUGGAGAGUUACGAUGCACCCCCUGUGCCAAGUUUUGAGUAUAAGUGAUUUUUGGGUGAAAAAAAUGUGAUUUUGAUUAAAAAAAAAAAUCAAUUUAAAAUCAGUUCGUUGUUAGAAGAGAUUGGACUCAAUCUGGAGAAAGAAUGCUGGAUGCUUUGUUGGUUUAGCCUGCAGUACUUUUGGCGCUAUUUCUCUUACCAAUGGUAGAACUCACUUGAACUAUAAUGUUAAGAAUCUCACUUGCAUUGAUUCCGUAGUUAUGUUUCAGAAUGAAGGAUUUCAUAGACCAGUAAUUUCUGUAAUUUGUAUAUCAAAAGACUGAUUUAGAUCUUGUUUUAUGAAUUUGUAAAUGGUAAUAUUGCAGUUUUACUUGGCGCAAGCUUUGUAGAGGUGCUUUGUUUCUUUGGUGGAUCAUGCUUGGCCAUUGCUGCACCAUUGAGAAUAUGGAUAUUUUUCUUUUCCAUCAUUAGCAUGACCAUUACUCUAUUCAAUUGAUCUAGGUGAGCGAAACCCUUCAAAGUUCUAGCAGUAAGAUUGGCUCAAUGUUAAGUAAGAAUGAGCCAUGAGCAUGAAUUCAUGAUAUGUUAUAUGGAGUGUAAAUGCAUUGCCCGUUUUAAUUCCUUUACCUCCAUAGCUUUGUCUGCAAUUUCUAUUUAUGCUUUUAACAUUAUUUCGUAUAUUUAUAUGAUUAUGCAUGGAUUUUGAUUUA